This is a messenger RNA of Xiphophorus hellerii (green swordtail), 589 nucleotides long. Its product is annotated as transcription elongation factor SPT6-like. The transcript is spliced from 2 exons. The coding region runs from base 251 to 505 and encodes 84 amino acids. The record is from RefSeq and is a predicted model, not a curated record. Lineage: Eukaryota; Metazoa; Chordata; Actinopteri; Cyprinodontiformes; Poeciliidae.
GCUGAAACAUGGCGGCCGUAGCCGGUCAGACUGCCAGGAACCCACCGUCCGGAACCAGGAACCCAACGUCCAGAACCAGGAACCCAACAUCCAGAACCAGGAACCCAAAGUCCGGAACCAGGAACCCAACGUCCGGAACCAGGAACCGUCCAAAACCAGGAACCCAACGUCCGGAACAAGGAACCCAACGUCCGGAACCAGGAACCCAACGUCCGGAACCAGGAACCCAAAGUCCGGAACCAGGAACCCAAUGUCCGGAACCAGGAACCCAACGUCCGGAACCAGGAACCCAAAGUCCGGAACCAGGAACCCAAUGUCCGGAACCAGGAACCCAACGUCCGGAACCAGGAACCCAAUGUCCGGAACCAGGAACCCAACGUCCGGAACCAGGAACCCAACGUCCAGAACCAGGAACCCAACGUCCAGAACCAGGAAGCGGUCGCCUGAUCUGCAGCUCCUCAAACACUUUUUCUGGCUCCGUUUGUUUGAACAUUUCUUCUGUUAAUCAUGAUGAUUGAAGGAAAACUUUUCAAAUGUCACAUCAGACCAAUAAAAACAAACGAAGGCCUCUGUAAGAGUCCGGCCUGUU